This is a messenger RNA of Danio aesculapii, 2980 nucleotides long. It is a transcript of the gene khsrp, whose product is annotated as KH-type splicing regulatory protein. NCBI's taxonomy places the organism in Eukaryota, Metazoa, Chordata, Actinopteri, Cypriniformes, Danionidae. Gene Ontology annotation, cellular component: cytoplasm; nucleus. Gene Ontology annotation, biological process: regulation of DNA-templated transcription. Gene Ontology annotation, molecular function: mRNA binding. Bases 93 to 2102 code for a protein of 669 amino acids. The transcript has 18 exons. The record is from RefSeq and is a predicted model, not a curated record.
UUGUCUCGCUUGUCUUCCCGCGUCUGCGCACCUCCGCCCGGCCUAGACCUCCCCGCCGUAUCCCGCACACUUCACCCUUCCGCACGGACAGCAUGUCUGAGUACAGCGCGGUGCCGCCGCCCGGGCCCGGGGCGGCUUUAGGAGCCGGUGGGCUGAAGAAAGACGCGUUCGCGGACGCGGUACAGCGCGCGCGGCAGAUUGCAGCAAAGAUCGGUGGUGAUGUUACAGGUCCCCCAAUGAGCAAUAAUGGUGGAGCGGAGAGUUAUCCCUUCCCAACGCCGAAACGAUCGCUGGAGGAUGGAGAUCAGCCUGAAAGCAAGAAGAUGGCGUCUGACAGGGACAACGCUGCAGCUCUGUCUAUCGGAGCCCAGCUGGCUGCCCUUUCCAAGCAGAGUGUUCGUCCUUCGUCGAUGACAGAAGAGUACAGAGUCCCUGAUGGCAUGGUUGGCCUCAUCAUUGGUCGAGGUGGCGAGCAGAUCAAUAAGAUUCAGCAGGACUCUGGUUGUAAAGUUCAGAUCGCUCCAGACAGUGGCGGUCUUCCAGACAGAAGUGUGUCCAUCACAGGAGGCCCUGAAGCCAUCCAGAAGGCCAAAAUGAUGUUGGACGACAUCGUCUCUCGGGGACGGGGCACUCCACCUUCCUUCCAUGAGUCGACCAAUGGCAGUGGCCACAUGCAGGAAAUGGUUAUUCCAGCAGGGAAGGCUGGUCUCAUUAUCGGCAAAGGAGGAGAGACCAUUAAACAGCUGCAGGAGAGAGCUGGUGUGAAGAUGAUUUUGAUCCAGGACGCUUCUCAGGGGCCAAACAUGGACAAACCACUGCGCAUCAUUGGAGACCCUUACAAAGUCCAGCAAGCCCGUGAGAUGGUGCAGGAGAUUCUGCGAGAGCGGGAUCAUCCGGGCUUUGACAGGAAUGAGUAUGGCUCUCGAAUGGGUGGUGGUGGUGGAGGUGGAGGCGGCGGCGGUGGUGGAGGAGGUGGUGGCGGUGGAAUUGAGGUUCCAGUUCCACGUCACUCUGUGGGCGUCGUGAUUGGCCGAAGUGGAGAGAUGAUCAAGAAGAUUCAGAAUGACGCCGGCGUGAGGAUACAGUUCAAACCAGAUGAUGGCACUGGUCCAGAUAAGAUCGCUCAUAUAAUGGGUCCUCCUGACCGCUGUGAACAUGCUGCCAGUAUCAUCAAUGAGCUUCUGCAGAGCAUCAGAGUACGAGAGGAAGGAGGAGGGGGUCCGCCUGGUCCUCCUGGCACAGGGAUGCCUCCGGGUGGGCGUGGCAGGGGGCGUGGUCCUGGUGGAAACUGGGGUGGUCCGCCUGGCAGUGAGAUGACCUUUUCAAUCCCUGCCCAUAAAUGCGGCCUCGUUAUUGGCCGAGGCGGUGAAAACGUCAAGGCCAUCAACCAGCAAACUGGCGCUUUUGUGGAGAUCUCACGCCAACCGCCGCCCAAUGGAGAUCCCAAUUUUAAACUCUUCACCAUCCGGGGGUCUCCACAGCAGAUCGACCACGCCAAACAGCUGAUCGAGGACAAGAUUGAGGGUCCUCUUUGCCCUGUUGGUCCCGGACCCGGUGGACCAGGCCCUGCUGGACCCAUGGGCCCCUACAACCCAAACCCGUACCAGCCCGGACCCCCUGGUGGACCGCCACAUGGUGGUCCUCCUGGUGGUCAGUAUCCUCAGGGUUGGGGAAAUGCAUACCAGCAGUGGCAGCCGCAUGAUCCCAGUAAAGCAGCCACAGAUCCAAACGCAGCGUGGGCGGCUUAUUACGCUCAGUACUACCAGCAGCCAGGAGGGGGAGCUAUGCCUGGACAGACGCCUGCAGCUCAGCCGGCUGCUCCUGGUCCUGCUGACCAGAGCCAAGCUGCUCCAGGAGCGGCCCAGCCAGACUACACCAAGGCCUGGGAGGAGUAUUACAAAAAGAUGGCUGCAGCAGGUGGAGGUGCUGCCCCCGCUGCCGCAGGAGGAGCUCAGCCUGCAGGAGCCGCAGCGGCAGCAGGACAGACAGACUACAGCGCCGCAUGGGCCGAAUACUACAGACAGCAGGCUGCUUAUUACGGACAGACAGGACAGACCCCGGGUCAGCCAGGAGCAACACCGCAGGGCCAGCAGGCGCAGUGAACAAAACUAAAGCUGAGCUCUUGUCCGUCCUGGUCCUUCCCUCCAUCCUCUCCUCUGAGAAAAGGACAUUUGCUCUUCCUCUUCUUUUUAUUUGUUUUCUCCCUCUUCCUGUGUCCAGUGGAAAAGCUGCGUGACUCUUCUCUGAAGCCGGAUUUCAUGUAAAGGCUUCUGCAAACACUCUAGUUUUCUCUCCUGUUUUUUUUUUUGCUGGAUCCACAAACGCUGUCUGAGACUAAAAAUCGAACUCUGCCUUCCCUCCACAAACGCUUCAUUCCUCUUCCUCGCGUCCGUGUGACUCACCGCCAGGGAAACACAAGGGAAUGCUUCUUCUGCUAACUUCCUCACCUGAGCGUGCACUUCCUGUUCUGCAUUAACUUUUGUUUUUUCUUUUGUCUGAGGAAACAGGUAUAUUUAGAGGAAAUCUUCAGGUGUUAAUAACUACUGUUUCGAACUCAAUGAGUAACCUCGUCUCUCUUUUUUUUAAAAUACUUUUGUUUUUGCUUUUAGUCCUUUUUUUAAUUUGAUUUGAGCUGGAACAUUCCCAUUCUUUAACGUGUUCACUUCUAUAUAUUCAUUUAGUGAGGGUUUUUUUUAAUGUGAUUUAUUUUUUUUUUCUUCCCCCCUGAUAUCAAAUGAUGUUUCAGUCUGUGUGUAUGUUUCAUGUCACGUGUGAAUGUAUGCGAGUGUUUGCUGGUACUGAAACUCAUGCCAUCUAGUGUUGCUCCUCACUCUGUGAAAUGAGGGUUUUUCUUGUUUUCUUCUCCCCACCCCAGUUAUUGGAAGUCAUGAUGAUGUUAUAAAUAUAAAAUGUAUGCUUUUUUUUUACUGCUUGUUUUUAAAAACGACAAUAAACAUUACAAAAUCCUCAUCAGAUCACA